UUUCUGAGACAAAGAAACCUAAAUUAUUCUUUUCUCUAGCUCCUCUCUCUCUCUCACUAAAACAAACUCUCACUGCCGUCAUAUUCUUCCGCAACAUUAUAUUUAGCCGUAGCCAAGCACUACUCAUACGGCAAACACUCUCACUUCCAUUUCUCUAUCUCCUUAGCUAAACCCUCCAUCUAGGGUUUCAUUUUAUUCUUCAAGCAAGCGAUGGUUGAUUCUAUACUUUCCUUAAACCCUUCCAAUACCCUCCACACUAAAAUUCCACUCAACAAUCUCAUUUCGCAAUCGGUUUCUAGCUCCAAUUAUAGAAUCACUUUCAAACCAAUCAAAUUCCGAAUCCCUGCGAUUCGUGCUUCGUCGAUGCCAAAAGAUAGCGUACAGCAACCUUCUUUUCCAGACACUCUCCUCAACAACACACGCAAACACCAAGUUCUUGAAUCCAUUACGACUUCCCUCUCUAAUUGCCUCUCUGAAACUAACCUACAUUUGACAGUUCCUGCUCUCAAAUCGAAAACUCGUGGCAAAGUUCGAGAUAUUUAUGAUAGCGGGGAUUAUCUUGUUUUAGUGACUACUGAUCGUCAGAGUGCAUUUGAUAGGGUUCUUGCUUCCAUUCCUUUUAAAGGCCAGGUUCUUAAUGAAACAAGUCUGUGGUGGUUUGAGAGGACUAGACACAUAGUUUCUAAUGCAGUUGUGUCAGCUCCAGAUAAAAAUGUUACAAUAGCAAAGAAAUGUUCAGUUUUCCCUGUUGAGUUUGUUGCUAGAGGUUUUGUCACUGGAAGUACGGAUACAUCUUUAUGGACAGUCUACGAUAAAGGCAUUCGUAACUACUGUGGAAAUGUCCUACCAGAUGGAAUGGUUAAGAAUCAAAAGUUGCCUAAGAAUAUACUCACUCCAACUACCAAGGCCGCAGACCAUGAUGUUCCAGUCACUCCAGAUGAGAUUAUAGAAAAGGGACUGAUGACUCGAGCUGAUUAUGAAGAGGCGAGUGAAAAAGCGUUAAGCUUGUUUGAAUAUGGACAGCAAGUGGCCUUGGAACAUGGCCUUAUAUUGGUAGAUACUAAGUAUGAAUUUGGGAAGGCAAAUGAUGGAUCAAUUCUAUUGAUUGAUGAGGUCCAUACUCCUGAUUCAAGUAGAUAUUGGAUUGCCAAUUCUUACUUGGAGCGCAUUCAAAAUGGUCUUGAGCCUGAAAAUGUUGAUAAGGAGUUCUUGAGGCUGUGGUUUAAAAGUCACUGCAACCCUUAUGAAGACGAGGUCCUUCCUGAUGCUCCUAAAGAUCUUGUUAGUGAAUUGGCUUGGCGAUACAUUUUCUUGUACGAGACCAUAACAAAAUCAAAGUUUGAGGUGCAAUCGACCAAGGAGCCAAUACACGACCGAAUAUCACGAAAUGUUGCUUCUGCACUAUCAUCCUUAAAGUAGCCCUGGAGUUUUAAAACCCCAUUUUAGCUCUGUAUUUUUAAGGAUCCCAUACUAAAAUAUAUAUUAAAUUUUUUAAAAAUUAACAGGCAAAACUUGUGAAGAUAGAUAUUUAUUUAUCUAAUCUAAAACAUAUAACCUGAAAAGGAAGCUCAGCCAAAAUAAAGUAUAAAAGAGUUAUUUUUUGAAAGCAGAACUUACUGCGUCCAUUGCCUUGUAUUUUUGCUUGUUACACGCGAACAGUUAAUUUUUUCGGUUUGUAAUUUGUAUGAGACUUUUACUAUUGUUACUAAAUAUUGUGAUCUUCGUUUACGUCUUUUCA
Messenger RNA from Cicer arietinum (chickpea), 1738 nucleotides. Its product is annotated as phosphoribosylaminoimidazole-succinocarboxamide synthase, chloroplastic. The record is from RefSeq and is a predicted model, not a curated record. Gene Ontology annotation, biological process: 'de novo' IMP biosynthetic process. Gene Ontology annotation, molecular function: phosphoribosylaminoimidazolesuccinocarboxamide synthase activity. Gene Ontology annotation, cellular component: cytoplasm; chloroplast stroma. Lineage: Eukaryota; Viridiplantae; Streptophyta; Magnoliopsida; Fabales; Fabaceae.